UACCAUAUCAUCAAGUUCACCGGUGACACGACUGUUUUGGGUGUCAUCAGCAAGAACGACGCAUAAAAGCUUCUUGACUUGGUCAUUUUAUACCACUUUACCUCUUAAUCGAACAUGAACGACUACCAAAUGUAGACUAAAACUCCAACCCAAGAGUCUUAAUACACCGUAUUAAUUUGCCUUGAUUAUACUACACAGUUUUAUAUUUCAACCAAUAGGUGGCGGUGUAUUUUAGUAUGUUGCGGUUUGUUAUGUCCUACCCGUAUUCGACAAAUCUGUUCUCUUGGAUUGUGAUUGGUUAGUUGCUCUUCGUCUACGUGAGAGCUGGAUUAUUUUAUCCAAUCAGACCUGUGGAGGCGGGACUUUCUGUAAUACGGGUAGGAAAGAAAACAACGAACUCUUGGAGGACCAAGAGCGUGAGAUUCACCUUGUUAAUGUCUUUAUCUAAUGUGCGUUAAUACUUUUUUGUCCAGUGUAUUUCGAUACUACAAUGAGUAGAUAUGUCCUUCCUGUGUCUGUAUUCGGGACUGUUUUCGGCUGUGCUGUGUUACUAAAGAAUCAUUUGACAGGAGGCUCCUGUCCAAGUAAAACCAAGAUCCAUGGAAAGACGGUGGUUAUAACUGGGGCCAACACCGGGAUCGGAAAAGAGACGGCCCGAGAGCUGGCCAGGAGAGGUGGAAGGAUUAUUAUGGGAUGUCGGGACAUGAAGAAGUGUGAGGAAGCAGCGUAUGAGAUCAGAGGUUCUACCCUGAAUCCCCAUGUUUACGCCAGACACGUUGACCUGGCUUCAAUUAAAUCUAUACGGAGAUUUGCUGAGAAGAUCAUCCAAGACGAGGAAAGAGUGGACGUUCUGAUCAACAAUGCUGCAGUGAUGAGGUGUCCUCCAGGGAAGACUGAAGAUGGAUUUGACAUGCAAUUUGGAGUCAACUACCUGGGCCAUUUCCUCCUGACCAACUUGCUGCUGGGGAAGCUGAGAGACUCCGCCCCCAGCAGAGUGAUCAACUUAUCGUCUUUGGCGCACGUCGUCGGCGAGAUUGACUUUGAGGAUCUGAACUGGGACAGGAAGAAGUUUGACACGAAAAAGGCGUAUUGUCAGAGCAAACUCGCCAUCGUGCUGUUUACACGAGAGCUUGCGCGCAGGCUUGAAGGUACUGGAGUCACGGUAAAUGCCCUGCACCCUGGAGUCGUCGCCACAGAUCUGGGUAGACACACUGGCAUGCACCAAUCCCAGUUCUCCAGCACUGUGCUCAGUCCAGUCUUCUACCUGCUCAUAAAGUCACCUGAACUUGGUGCCCAGCCCAGUGUCUACCUGGCCGUUGCAGAGGAGCUGGCGGGCGUGAGCGGUCGUUAUUAUGACGUUAUGAAGGAGAAAGAACCCGCCCCUCAGGCUCUGGACCAGGAAGAGGCGGUCAAGCUCUGGGAUAUCAGCACAUCUCUGGUGGGUUUAGAGACCACUGCUUCUGAACAAACAUCUUCUCCAGAGACCGUAACGCAAGUUCUGCCAGAACAGAUUCAGAUACGUCCUUCAGAGCCUGCUCCUGCUGUCACAAGCAUGUAAGAGGCUGUGAGGCAAAGUGAUUUCAAAUAGCACGUGUUACGGAACUGAAAAUCGCUGCUACACGUGGAAACUGUUUAUGGUGACUUCUUCAUCACACAGCAAAUAAAAAUGUAUAACAGUCUUUUUACGUGCCAGUUGAGCUGGAACAACUUUUUGGAAUUAAAAUAUAUAUUUAAAACAACCUCCAUGGUUCCUUUGCUUGGCAAUUUUCUGAUAAUUUGUAAACUGUUCCAUAAAAGUUUUAAGAACUUAAAGCAACAUAAACACACUCAGAAGAAAGUGAUAUAUUUACCCUCUUCCGCAUACAUGAGCUCACGGACGCACGUGAUUGGCUAGUCCUGCUGUGAUUGACAAGACAGAGAACGCUGUCCCUCCCAUUUUCAAGCAUAACAACUACUGUUAUAUGGAUUAUUUUUCACCAGCUACCAUUUAUAAUGUAGUUUGAUGCACAUAGAACUUUAUGGAAGGUUAAUAUAUAAUUAUGACAUAUUACAUCAGAUUACUGUUAAUAAAAUGUCAACCCUGAAGCUCUUACAGUACAGUUUUAAUUUUGACUAAUGAAUAAUCACAGAUAUUUGAACAUUACUAAACCCGUCCAUAUAAGCUUUUGGUGUAAAGUGUAAAAUGUGAAAC
This is a messenger RNA of Tachysurus vachellii, 2191 nucleotides long. RefSeq names its product retinol dehydrogenase 13-like. Lineage: Eukaryota; Metazoa; Chordata; Actinopteri; Siluriformes; Bagridae. The transcript has 7 exons. Bases 491 to 1558 code for a protein of 355 amino acids. Gene Ontology annotation, molecular function: oxidoreductase activity. The record is from RefSeq and is a predicted model, not a curated record.